GACUCGAUGCUUUAGAUCUCCCUUCAUCGUUUGCGUUUCGAUGAGAAAUGGAUUGUGAUCGAGGGCUUCAUGCUGAAAUUUGGUAAAGACGGGGUCUUUCAGGGGAGGUGGAGAUUCGAAGAUGGAAGUCGCAGUGGGUAGGCGAGAGGAGAUGUGUUGGUUGGCGAGAGAGGCGGUGAGAGCUUCUUGGAGUUGGAGCUGGAAGGCGAAGUCUUCGUCCGACGGGUGCAAGCGGAGCGCCAUGUUCUCGCGCCGAUGCUGUGUCAGAAAGGCGUCCUGGUCAGGUAUAAGUCAAGGUCUUCGCCGCAGUGAGAAAGUCCCAGUGGCCCAAGUGGCCACGGGCCACCUAGUCUAUUGUAAAAGCCACUUUUAAUCUAGUCUUUAUUCCAAAAAAAAAAAAUCUCAUCUAUAAUUUGCUUAAAUGAAAAGUGUUUGAUUUUUUAAAAAUAAAAUUUUAAAUUUUAA
Messenger RNA from Rubroshorea leprosula, 465 nucleotides. Lineage: Eukaryota; Viridiplantae; Streptophyta; Magnoliopsida; Malvales; Dipterocarpaceae. The record is from the annotation of a GenBank genome assembly.